GGCGCAGCGGAGGCCGCGCGAGAGCGGCGCGUGGCGGGCGGUUUGAGCCGUUGGCGCCGCUCAACGGCCGCCCCCUCCCCCCGCCCCUCACCCCCCCACCUCCCUUCAGCGCCUCAGCCCCUGCGAGGAAACUUUAAAAUGAAGGCUUAGAAGACAAGAUUCUGCUUGCUGCUGAAGUUUAAAAAAAAAAAACUAAAGAAGAUUUUAAGUGCGUUCUAAUAUUUAACUUUGUUUUUAGAGCAAGCUGAAAACUUCCCCUUGUUUUGGAAGAGUUAAAAAGGUUUAUUUUUUAAUUUAAUGUAAGGAAAACUGUAUGAGUAAAACACUUUUGCAGGCCAAUGAAUUACUUGGUAUUUUACACCUGUUAAUUUUGAAUCACUGGUAAAACUCUAUUUUAGUGGUAAAUUUGUGUUGAUUAAGCAAACACGUGUUUGCAAAGAUCUGGGAUUUCACUGUUAAAAAUACUUUGGUCAUCAAAUCAGGACAAAUUAUUUAAGACAUCCCUGAUGUUAAAACUGGUUUCUAGUCUUUCAAUAACUGCUCUAACCCAGAAUAGUAUUUGGUUUUCUGGUGUGGUCUGACACUUCCUUUCUGCUGUACAGACCCUUUUAAUUAAAAUACUGAAUGUUAAUGUAAAACAACAACAACAAAAAAACCCUCACUGGAAUAAUGCUCUAGUUUUUUUCAUGUAUUUGGAUCUUUUCUGCUUUCAAAAAUACUUUAAUCAUGAGCUGUGGAAAGGACUUUGUGGAAACUCUUAAGAAAAUUGGAUAUCCAAAAGCUGAUGAGCUUAAUGGAGAAGACUUUGACUGGAUGUUUGAGUCUUCGGAAGACAGAUCAUUUCUGGAGUGGUUUUGUGGAAAUGUAAAUGAGCAGCACGUGGUAUCUGGAAAAGAACUGCAAGAUUUUAAUAAUCUUCUUGAGUCUGGUAAGCCCAUUUUAGAAGAAAAUGCACUAGAUGAAGUCCUUAAAACCUGUAAGCCCGUGGAUUCACAGAGCCAGGAGGAGGAGAAGGAGGAACUUAAGAAAUUAACGGAUGAGCUUCAAACUCUUCAGAAGAUAAAAAAUCUUCAAAUUCAUCGGCAUAAUAAGCUUCAGCUGAUGAUUUCUGAGAACAGCAGUAUGUUACAGGCAUUAAAAAGCAAAGAGGACGAAACACUUAAAGUUCUGAAAGAAGGGCUGGCAGUGUUUACUGCAGCAAAUAAUAAGCUUGAUAAUGAUCUGCUCUCUCUUAUGGAUGGAGUUAAGAAAUUGGCCUCUUUCUUCACUGCUUCAGGUUCAGAACAAGGGGCAGGUUCGCGUCUUGUGUUUUUUUCCCAGCUUUCCUUGGACAAGUAUUUGUCUCAGGAAGAACAGUGCACUGCAGCGCUCACCUCAUACUCUAAAAAGCAUUUUUAUCCAGGUAUGUCUGAACUGUUUGAAAAUGUGCACGAAGACAGUGUUCAGCUCAGGGAUAAGAGCAAACCAGUCACUUGUGAUGAAGCUAAUGGAGCUUAUGAGGAGAGUCAUGAGGUGGCCAGGCUCCAGAUGGCGUAUAUUUGUGCUCAACAUCAGCUAAUUCAAAUGGAAGCUAAAGAAGAAAGCAUGAAUUCAGCUAUACAGUGUGCAGAGAGCAUGCUCAAGUCCGUAAAGAACAAGGGUGUUGGAAAACAAGAAAACCUUGAGGCCAAAAUAUCUAGUUUGAAAGGUGAAAUUUCAACAAUUGAGCAACAUAUAGCUCAGCUAAACAAUGAAGAACUGCCUUCUCUUUUGAAAGAGCAUGCACAACUGUUGAGUGUGCCAGUGGUGAAAGCAGACCUGGAUCGUGAGAUUGCUCGGCAGGACUGUUUUGCUUCUAAACAAGAUGAAAUCUGCAGCCAUUUGCUAAGACAGAAAGCAUCAUUUGAACUUAUUCAGCUGGCCUAUGAAAUUGAGUUGAAGAAACAUAAAGACGUGCACUGUCAACUUGACAAUUUGCUAGAAUCUCUGAAACAGAGCAGUAACGAGUUGCAACAGAGACUAGAGGUGUUAUCGGAGCUCGCUCAACCCGCACAACCGAGAAAAACUAUCGGUCCAAAGGAUGACUUCUCUCGUAGGCUAUACCAGCUUCUGGAAGGAGGAAAUAAAAAGCAAUUGUUUAAAACAUACAAAAGCCUGCAGCAGAUGGCUCAGAAGUUAAUGCAGGAUUGUGUUGCAGCACAAGACCAGCUAGCAGUGUCUUCUCAAGAACAGUCUCUCUUGUUGUCCAAACUAGAUAGUGAUGUAAAUACCCUUCGUGAUGCUCUGUAUUGUGGAGGAAAUCAGCUACUAUUCAGUAGUCGGGAACUUACUGAACAGUUUAAUCAACUGGAGGCUGAUUUAAAUAAACUAAAUCAACUCAUUAUGGAUCUUAUUGCUGAUUUGAAGUCAAAGAGAAACUUUUUAGAGUCCAAUAAGUUGCAUCAGAUGGAAAGAAACUUGUAUGUGUAUUUUUUCAAAGACGAAGAUCACUUGAAAGAGUUGGUGGAGAAGCUCGAGCGGCAGUCGGAGGCUAAAGCCGGUGGCCUGGGAAAUUAGAAUUUCACCACUGGUGAAGUUCUUAGUGUUUAAUGUUCAGCGUACUCUUCAGAUUGACAUGUUUUCCUAUGUAAACAGUCUACAAGUUUAUGGAAUGAUGCGUAUUAGCUUGUCAAGGCUAACAUUUGUCUGUCAUUGCAAUGGAUGUUUAGCUGCCACAGUUACCAAGUUUGGAUUUUGUGGUGCUUUACAGCUAUUGGCAUCUGGUCAUUGAGUUCAAAUCACGAUUUCGUCCAAGUUCUUUGAUUUGACUUCUUUGAUAUGAGUUAAUUCUUUGGUUGGUUGAAUGAAUUACAUGCAGGCUGCUCUUCUGCUAACCUGUAUAUUGAUUUCCAGGGCAUACAACAUAGCACAGAAGACAGCUUCAUACCCCUGAGAUCAGUUUUCUUGCGUGAUAAGAACCUUUUAAUAGGUGAACUGAAAAGAAAAAAAGUGUGUAAGAGUCAUUCCAGAUUUUGGAACAUGAAUGUAGUGCCCUUUCUUCUGAAGGGAAAAGCUCUCCGAGGCAGAAAUUCUGUUUCUACUUUACAGUUCCCCUAAAAACAGAUAUUUUUGAUAUAUGGGAACAUGUUGAAAUAUAUACCAGAAUCUGUUUCAAGUACUAAGACCUCUUUUUUUUUUAUGACUACUUUGAUAUGUCUUAAAUUAUGGCCUAUCCUCUCCAUUGAAACUAGUCUAUACUUAUGCCAGGCUUUUCAGAGAAAAUGAAUUUAAAAUGUACCUUUUGGACUUAAGACCAGUUUUGGCAUAACUGCAUGCAGUUCUCUGUAUGCAAUUUGUAAUGAUAGGCAUUUGAAGUCAGAGUCUUAAUGCUUUCAUACUUCUGCUUUCACUGACAUUGUUAGACCAUUUAUCAAACUUUUGUGUAGCUUCCUAAUACACCAGUGGAAGUAGAUACGCUUUUAUAGUAUGAUAAAUUCCAGUCUUACAUAUUUUUGAUGGCAUCAGCCAUGCCUGCUUGCAAGUGUUGUAUGUAUUGAUGAAGGCUAGAUAAUUUCCUUUAAAUUUAGUAACAGUUUUCUUAAAACUAUUUUGACUGCAGACUUUAAGCUUUUAUAUAAGAGUAUAACUUAUUUUUAAAUGUGUAAUUUUUAACUUACUGGUCGUAUAUCUUUAUAUCUGUAUGUCAUGCUGUUUAGCUCCGUACAUUGUUUAUUAUUAUUAAAUGCCAAACACUACAA
Molecule: messenger RNA, 3716 nt
Organism: Cygnus olor (mute swan)
Lineage: Eukaryota; Metazoa; Chordata; Aves; Anseriformes; Anatidae
Gene: HAUS3
Product: HAUS augmin like complex subunit 3
Exons: 5
Coding region: 727-2535 (602 amino acids)
Biological process (GO): centrosome cycle; spindle assembly
Cellular component (GO): mitotic spindle; HAUS complex; centrosome
Source: RefSeq, a predicted model, not a curated record